Molecule: messenger RNA, 2778 nt
Organism: Spodoptera frugiperda (fall armyworm)
Lineage: Eukaryota; Metazoa; Arthropoda; Insecta; Lepidoptera; Noctuidae
Exons: 5
Coding region: 309-854 (181 amino acids)
Source: RefSeq, a predicted model, not a curated record
AUGUAGGUUUAAUCGUUAUAUUAUUGCAAAUUUAGACAUUAUACUUAAUUGGUAACCAAUGCUUCGUGUCGUGUAACACUCAAAUAACACAUUUAAUUUACAAAAGUUUAAAAUUAAUUUGUAUAAAUAAGAAAAUCUAAAUAAAAACGCUAAACUCGGGAACGGCUGCGCAAAAUUUGAACAAUUAAUAUUUUGUUUUUAUCCGUGACAGUAAUAAAAAAAAGAAACCGUGUUACUUCGAGUAUAAUAAAUAACCUCUGUGAAACUUAAAUUUUGAUCCAUUUUACAAAUUACGUGAAAAGUUAUUAAUGUGCAGAAUGCAUAUUGGUAUUUUAAAUUUUACUUUAAUAAAAUCUGCUUACCCGCAAGUUACACCAAAUGUAACGUACGCUGAAAUGGCGAAGAGACCAAAUCGUAAUUGGACGUCGCGACACGCUUAUCAUGGAAAUCAUAAUUUUAAUUUUCAACGCAUACCAAUCACCGACCCCUCACAUUACUUUUGGACUGGAAAUUCUACACAGAUUGACACAGUUAUCCCUCUACCGACCACUGAGGCCCCACGAAAUAACUUUAAUGAGCACCCUGAAGCGUUGUCGUCUAUAAAUUUCUUUUUUCUGUACUUUAUGCUGCCGGCCUGUAUAAGUGCGGCGGUGACCGGCGUGAUAUUGUACAUGUUCUUGCUUAUAAGAAAAUACAUGCGAUCGCGUCCUCAAGCUGCAAUUGAUAAGAAUACUACGGGGAAUGAAAUAAUAUACGCUGAUCUAGAAUUGGAAGGAACGAAUAAUUUUCAACGAGGACGCACCGAAGAAUCGCCGUACGCUCAAAUACAAAUAACUCAAGUGGCACAGAAAUGAGGAGCGUUUACCUAUUUAAGUUUAGCACGCUUUUAUUAAGUCAACCUGCAGUACGAAUCUGUUUCUUUACCAUUAGGGUCCGUACGCACAGACCGGCUCGGAGCAAAUUUUUAUCACGUUAAAAACAGAGUUUUAUGUAUUUGUAUUAAGGUUUUAUUUUUUAAAGUUCACUGUUUUUGUCAUUAAAAAUGCUUAAAGGCGCUUGGUGUGAAAUAAUAAACCCUUUCGGCCUAAUAAAUAGUUGGCGACUCCGCUAUAACCGACUCCAAGCGUAUACGAUCCGGUCUGUGUGACAAGAAAAAUGCGCGCCGAUGCUCUCCGAGCCGGUCUGUGUGAACGGGCCCUUAGUAGGAGUUUGCUUUACGUUGAACGAAAACGAAACGGGAGCGCGUUCGGCGCUGUGAUUGGCCGGUGCGAAUAAACCAACCAAUCAGAAUACCGAACGCGCUCUCGUUUCGAUUAAUACGUUUAACGUAAAUCAAACUCUUACUAUGGAAACAGUUCAAUUUGAACCAGUAGCUCUGGAGAUUACCACGCUCAAACAAAGAAACUCUUCAGAUUUAUAAUCAUAUUAGGUUUUUUGGAACAAGCCCGUCAUAACCCCCUAAAACCGCUGCAACUCCUGUGCACCAGGAUCUACAGUAGAUACAACCAUGCAAACACCGGAACACUGAAGUCUGGCGCGUCCCAGGGACAUGAAUGACUGUCUUAGAUCUCGCAACGAAAUAAAUCAGAAGAUAUUAUUAGAGGAGAAGAAAAAUACUAUAGGUUUCCACUUCUCUCAAGACAAUCAGCGAAGCACCACUGCUUCAUGGUAGACAUCCCACCCACUCGCACGAAGCGCUUCGCUUCAAGCGUCCGUGUACGAACUGCUAAGGAGUGGAACUCUUUGCCGGAGUCUGUGUUUCCUGAUGGGUAUAACCUGGGUGUCUUCAAAGCCCGAGUGAAUAAGUUGCUUAUGGGCAGACGUGCUCCACCGUAGGCCGCAUCAUCACUUACCAUCAGGAGAGAUAGCGGCCAAACGUCGACCCAUCAAAGGUAAAAAAAAAGAAUGACUUAACUUAGAGAGACUGCACAACUGGGAGAAGCCCAGUCGACAAGCAUUUAUAUUAGUAUAUGGAUUAGUUUUAGUAUAGAUAUUAGAUUUAUAUUUUAUAAUAUGAUGAAGAUGAAUAAUUGGGCCAUUCACGCUCGUCCACACUGCGCGCAGCUGGGAAUGUUGCGUACUGUUCGUCUACUCUGUGGACGUAUAAGUAGAACGCAUUGUUCCCAGCCGUCCAUACCCCGUCAUCUCACGUUCAGUCUAAGAGUUAAUUAAUAAAGAAAAUUACUUCGUCUUACUUACUUACUUACUUAAGUCUUACGCCCGAAUACUCAAACGCUACUCAAUUUUAAGACGCUCUCAAAUGUAGUUCUGUCACUAUCAAUUCUUUAUAAAAUGAGAGAUAUCACGAUAUUUAAGUACAACUUGAAAUUGAGUAGCUUUUGAGUAGGAGGUAUUCGGGCGUUAAAAGCCUAGUACCUAAAUCUAAAGUUUUUUGCAUAUUUUAUACUAAAUAUAUAGCUUAAGAAUGUUUCACAUUUUAAUUUUACUAUACCUAAGUAAUAAGUAUAUAUAGUAAGUUUUUUUUAUUAUAAGUAAUACCUAUCCAGGCACACACAUUUUUUUAAAAUUUUAGGUACUGUAUCAAUAUCAGUUGAAAAGUUUUACUGCCGCAUUCAGAGUCAUUUAAUGAUUACUUAAACUAUUCCUUAGUAACGAUUUUAUAUCGAAAACAAUUGCUAAGGAAUGGGUUAAGUAACCAUUAAAUGACUUUGAGUACGGUGGUUAAAGUUACAAUCGCCUGGACUAGACUAAUUUAGUGAGAAUAUCUAAGUAUUAUUAUCUAGACUACUAAAUAAAAUUGGAAUGUCUGUCUGUAUA